This is a messenger RNA of Suncus etruscus (white-toothed pygmy shrew), 4776 nucleotides long. RefSeq names its product sterile alpha motif domain containing 9 like (gene SAMD9L). Gene Ontology annotation, cellular component: cytoplasm. The record is from RefSeq and is a predicted model, not a curated record. Gene Ontology annotation, molecular function: protein binding. Lineage: Eukaryota; Metazoa; Chordata; Mammalia; Eulipotyphla; Soricidae.
AUGGCUACUAGUGAAAAGAUGAAUCUACCAGAAAUGAUCAAAGACUGGACCAAAGAGCAUGUGCAACAAUGGGUAACAGUAAAUCUUCAGAUUGAUGAGAAAUACGGACAAAUUCUUCUCAAUGAAGAAGUAUCAGGAUUAGUCCUGCAAGAAUUAACUGAGAAGGACCUUAGAGAAAUGGGACUUCCAAGGGGCCCAGCACUUCUGAUAAAACGCUCAUAUAACAAACUGAAUAAUGUUUCACCUGAAAAUAAUUCUCAGAAUUCUGGACAAUUAAAUUAUACAAAUUUCUCCAAAAAGAAAUGCAAAAAAAAGUCACAAGAGACAGAAGAGGAAAGGAAAAGUCAGAGUCAUCCCAAUAGUGAUCAUUAUCUGAAAGAACUGAAAAAUAUCCCUAUAGAAAAAGGUGAAUUAAAUGAUCAAGCAGCAAAUACAGACAAAAAGGAUGAUCUAAAAAUAAAACAUUCCAUUUGUUUGCCAUAUCCUUUUGACCAGUUCCAUGACAGUCGAAGUUACAUAGAACAUCAUAUUCUACAACCUGAAACAGGACCACUUAAUUUCAUAGACCCAAUACAUGAAUUCAAAGCUCUCACAAAUACAGAAUCGGUUUCAGAAAAAGACAUUCUAAUGAAAUUUAGCAGAGAAGUCUUUCGAUUUGCAUCAGCCUGUAUGAAUUCACGUACCAAUGGCACCAUCCAUUUUGGAGUAAAAGACAACCCCCAUGGAGAAAUUGUUGGUGUGAAAGUCACCAGUAAGAAUGCUUUCAUUGACCACUUCAAUAAAAUGAUCAAACAAUAUUUUGAAGACAGUGAUAUCAAAGAAGCCAGGUCAUGCAUUCGUGAGCCAAGAUUUAUAGAAGUCCUACUGCAGAAAAAUACAUCAUCUAACAGAUUUGUUAUUGAAGUAGAUGUUAUCCCUAAAUACUCUGUAUGUAAAGACAAGUAUUUCUACAUCAAGAUGCAAAUCUUAGAAGAUGGAACAUGGAAACAAAGCCAAGCUAUUUCACUGUUUGUCAGAGGAGCUAGCACAAGAGAUAUUCUCGCCAAUGAUAGGACACGAGAUAUAGAUUUCACAAAGUUUUAUCAAAAUUUAAUGCCACUAACCACAAGGAGAAAGGAGGCUGAAGAAAAAUAUGAGUUGAAAAUAAGUAAACAGGAACCUGAAGGACAGAAAUUGAUUAAGCUUCUCAUUGGAAAUCGAGAUUCACUAGAUAGCUCAUACUACAACUGGUACAUUCUCAUAACAAAUAAGUGCCAUCAAAACCAGACAAAGUAUUUAGAUUUUCUAAAGGAAAUUAAAUGGUUUGCGAGUUGGUUGGAUUUUGACCCUGAAUCUGUGAGCAAAGGAGUAGCCAAAACUUUCAAAGAAAAUCGCAUAGCAAACCUUCAUUUUUCCAAGAAUAUAGUAGAGGGAAAAUCCACACAAAAAGAGACAGUUAAUCAGCUUGAAUCUUAUCAACAACUCAGCUGGAUUUUUUGCAAUGGCAGAUCAGACUUGAAAGAUGAGACAUAUAAGCCUCUAGAACCACAUUUAUGGAAUAGAGAAAGAGCUUCGGUAGUCACAAAACUGAUACUAUUUCUCACAGAUGAGAGUAUAAUGCAAGAGGUGAAAUUCUGGUAGUAUUUUUUACUUACUAUCUCCAGUGGAAAGUAGGGAGACCCACUCAUUGAAACUUUCUGUGCUUUCUAUAAAGCUCUCAAUGGAAUGGAAAACAUACAUAUGUGUGUCUGUGUAGACUUACAGGUUUAUCAACGAUGGAACAACUUACUACACACGCGAGACUGAUAUCAGAAAAAGAAUUAGAUAAUCACAAGUAGUUCUACUUUAAAUUUAGAAUUGAUAAUAGUACAAAUCCUUAAACUAAAAAUCAGUGACCGCUCAUCAAGAAGAUUUAUGCCCUCCAAUGGAUCUUCUUCAGUUAUUCUUGACAAAAAGGAAGAGGAUAUCUUGACUGGUCUGGAAAUCCUUUGUGAAAAUGAGUGUAAAGAUACUGACAUCGAGAAAAAGAUCCAGUCUAAAUUUCAAGAAUUUAAAAAAUAAGAAGAGCAAUUUUAUCGAGGUAGUAAAGUAUCUUGGUGGAAUUCUAAUUUUUCUUCUGAAAAUUAUUCUUCAGCUUUUGUCAAGAGAGAUAGUUAUGAAGACCUAAAGAUGCUUAUAGAAACUUGGGCAGAGUCUCCUAAACCAGUAUUUGCAAAAAUCAUCAAUCUGUAUCAUCAUCCAGGAUGUGGGGGCACUAAGCUUGGCAUGAAUGUUCUCUGGGAGCUCAGAAAAAAAUUCAGGUGUGCUAUAUUAAAAAACGGUACAUCUGACUUUGCAGAAAUUGGAGAACAAGUAACCAAACUGAUUACCUAUAGGGCAAGCAGCCAUCUGGAUUAUAUUCCAGUACUUCUUCUUGUGGAUGACCUUGAAGAUCAAGAAAAUGUCUACAAUCUACAAGAUGCCAUCCACUCUAGUUUAGCAGAGAAGGAUUUGUGGUAUGAAAAAACACUAGUAAUUAUCUUAAACUGCAUGAGAUCCCAAAACCCUGAAGAAAGUGCAAAAUCAGCAGACAGUAUUGCACUAACAUAUCAACUUUCUCUCAAGGAACAGAGAGCUUUUGGGGACAAACUGGAAGAAAUUGAAAAACAGCACAAGAACUUUGAAAAUUUUUAUUCUUUCAUGAUCACUAAAAAGGCCAAUUUGAAUGCUAAGUAUAUAGAAAAUGUGGUUGAAAAAUACCUUUCAAGGGACAGAAUGUUGACAGCAAAAGAAACACAGCUCAUUUCUUAUUUAGCUCUACUCAAUUACUAUGUUAAAGAUUCACAAUUUCAGUGCCACAGUGUGAAAUAUUUUUGGGAAUCAGGACACAUUCCUUUACCUUGGAUGCCUGAGAGUAUAGCAAGCAAAAUGGGAACGUACUCUACACUUAUAAUAAACACACAGAAGUUCAAAGAAUAUUGGGUUAAUGGUGUAACGUAUCAUUCAUCCCUUGAUUGCAUUUGCUGUUUAAUAGAGCUGGAAAAAAGAUUUUACUUGGAUAAGAGUAGAAUUGUACUGAAUAUGUUUAAAUGAGAAAAGUUAUUCUAUGAUUCUGGAAUAGGAAAAUACAAAUUUCAACAUGAUGUGCAAAUUCUUCUACUUACAAGACACCGUAAGGAGUAUGGAGAUGUAACUGAUACUUUGUUUUCUCCAUUAAUUGAAGCUUUACAGAAUAGGCACAUUGAAAAGGUCUUGACUGUGGGAAGUAAAAGAUUCCCAAAGAAUGCAUUCAUUUGUCAAGCCUUAGCAAGAUAUAUCUACAUUAAGGAAAAGGACUUUGGCACUGCUCUAUUUUUGGGCAGGAGGAGGCCAAAAAAGAAAGCACCUAAAAACUCCUUUAUCUCAGAUACACUUGGUCAAGUCUACAAAAGUGAAAUAAAAUGUUGGUUAGAUAAAAAACAAAAUUGUAAAGAAAUCACUGUCAAUGAUCUAACAUAUUUUCCUAGAUGCUGCGAAAAAGCCUCAAAAGCUUUCAAAAUAUCCCAGGAGCAAACUGAUAAGAAAGACUCAUGAAACAGAGUUUGGCCACUACAGAAGUCUUCAAGAAGAUAUGACAUGUAUAAUACAGCUGGCUUCCUUGGUGAAAUAGAAGUUGGUAUUUUUGCUAUUCAGAUUCUUCAACUCACCCCCUGUUUUCACAAAGAAAAAAAUUAUCUGAAAAACUCCAUGGUAGAUUUUUUAACAGGACAUGUAAAUAUUUUGGCAGAACAAAAAGGUGAUUAUAAUUUGGUUCUAGGAAAAUUUACAUCUUACUUACAAAAUUUGCAAUCAAAUUUAAAAAGGUGCUUUGACUUCUUUGCAGAUUAUAUAGUUUUUUUGAAAACAAGGACUGUCCAUAAAGAAAUGUCAGAAGUCAUAUUAGGAAAGAAAAUCAAUCGUUGUUUCAAGAAAUAUAUAAACAUUUUCAGCCUCUCAAGGUUGGAUAUAAUGCAAGGCCAAGGAAGUCUGUUACUCCAAGAGGAGACUUGCAGGAAGAAACUAGAAGUAUGGAGAGCAGAUCGGUUUUCUUUACUCCUGGAAUAUCUUAAUCCAAAUCGUAAAAACGCAGCAGACAUCAUGGAAUGUAUAGUCAAAGAAUACACUUUCUUAUUGAAGGCAAAACCCUCAAAAACCAAUGACAAAAAGAGAAAACAAAAUUUUGUUUUGGCCAACAUUAUUCUCAGAUGUCUAAAGCCCCAGCUCCGACUUUAUUAAACCACCUGCCACAUUGAAAAAACUGCUACGGAAGUGUUUACAAACUUGCCAAACCUAAAUCAUCCUUAUCCAGAUCCUUAUUUCUUAGCUUGUCUCCUAUUCUGGCCAGAAAGUCAAGAGCUAGAUCAAGAUUCCAUAGUUACUAGAAAAAGUAUGUUUCAUCCUUAAAGAAAUCCUUCAAUAAAACAGUAUAGGCGUAUGUGCAGAUCUAAGCGAGCUAGCACACUUUUCUAUCUAGGGAACAGAAGAGGUCUCCAAUGCCUUGUUCACAGAUCUGAGAUAGAGCAGUACUUCAGUAAAGUAUCAGAUACCAAUUUCCUCUGGCAGAGUGGCGAUAUAUGGAAGAAAACAGAAGUCAAAGAACUCUUGUGUCGUCUAAAAACUGGCCAGGGAGCGGAAGGCAAGGUAAUCUCUAUAAAUUGGAACAGAGGAAAAAAAAUAAAUAUACCAGUGAUAUCUGUUUAUUCAGGACCCCUCAGAAGUGGUAGGCAUAUACAAAAGGUAUCCUUCUAUUUAGGCUUUUCCAUGGAAGGUCCUUUAGCAUAUGAUAUAGAAGUAAUUUAA